UACAGAUCCAUGAUGCAGUAGAGCUAAGCAGUGAAUCAUAGCUUCUUGUUUCCUUUGUACCAGAACUAUUUCAGUGAAACUACAGUCACUAAUAUACCAACAAUGACUGAUGCUGUGCAAUCUUUUGAAACCUCCCAACAUACACUGUUGUUAUCCACAAGAUUGGCCUACAGUGUUGGACAUGUUUUAAAUGAUCUCUGUGCAUCUAUGUGGUUUACAUAUAUGUUAGUUUACUUACAUUAUGUCUUAGAAUUUGACAACAAUUUUGCUGGAGUAUUGUUGCUAAUAGGACAAGCUGCAGAUGCUCUAGCCACACCAUUUGUUGGUUUUGAAUCUGACAGAAUUGACAACUUUUGGUUAUGCAGGUAUGGAAGAAAGAAAACAUGGCACCUGCUUGGUACCAUAUGUGUCUUGAUAAGUUUUCCAUUCUUAUUCAACCAAUGCCUUGGAUGCUCCAGUUCACAUCAAACUGCUCAGGUUAUUUAUUAUGCUGCUUUUAUAAUUGUAUUCCAAUUUGGUUGGGCUUCUGUCCAAAUUUCUCAUCUGUCUUUAAUUCCUGACCUUACUCCUGUUUCAUCAGAAAGAGUGGAACUUAAUUCUUUAAGAUAUGCCUUCACCGUUGCUUCUAAUGUGUGUGUAUAUGGAAUUACAUGGUUUGAACUUGGUGUUGGAGGUACUGAUAAAGAUCAGCAUUUGACACGAAGUGAUGCUUCUGUAUUCAGA
Limulus polyphemus (Atlantic horseshoe crab) is the source of this 723-nucleotide messenger RNA. Its product is annotated as major facilitator superfamily domain-containing protein 12-like. Gene Ontology annotation, molecular function: symporter activity. Lineage: Eukaryota; Metazoa; Arthropoda; Merostomata; Xiphosura; Limulidae. The annotation marks the transcript as partial. The record is from RefSeq and is a predicted model, not a curated record. Gene Ontology annotation, biological process: carbohydrate transport. Gene Ontology annotation, cellular component: membrane. The transcript has 3 exons.